AUGCCACCAAACGCUGAGCCAAGUGACAACCCUAGAGACCAGGAAGCUCCAUCCGACAGAACAGAAGUUUGCAACCAACACAACUACCCGGGCAUUGGCUACACCAACAGAUGCGUUCUGAAUAUCCAAAAGAGCGAUGCUUUCUUGGCCAGUUGUCUGGGUUUGAAGUGGACCACCGACGUAUACGCGCUCUAUCAUGAGGAUCCAGUCACCAAGCCCCAGUUUGAUAAGUGGUUGAAGUAUCGCGCCUAUUUGAAAAAGCUAUUCAACCUCGCGCGACCACCUAAUAUUCAUGGCAUUGACUUGUUCAAACACUACCAGGAUCCCCAGUUCAAGCCACUUCUCAAUAACAUAUAUCCCGCCAGAGUGGAAAAGACUUCGGAGAAUUUGGUGAACCGUACCAACAUUGUAUCACUAGGUACCCUCUGGUAUAUUUACCAGCUCGUCAAGGGAAAGCGAGACCUCUUUCCCCGGUCCAGGGUUACUGACACAGGCACGGUCACUGAACUAGACCCGUAUGACCUUCUCCAUGCAUGGAAGCUUCUCUCUGGGAAAAUGUACCAUCAGAAACAAAGGAACGUGCAGCCGAAAAAGGCUCAAGAGCUGGAAUGGUGUACUUGCAAGUUGCACCCGGCAAACGAAGGCCGGCCUGUAGUCAAGUCGCCAGACAGUGGGGUUUCUGGGGCAGAAUCUGUGAGGGAUGAGACAGAUGUGGGAACAGACACGAACUAUGGCUAUACAACCGAGGAAAUGUAUGAGGCAGAUGAUGAAGUCGAGUCAUCACAGGAGCCACCGUCGGAGGAUGAGACUUGGAACGAAAUGACUGAUGUGGAAAUAUUUGGUACGGUGGAGCAGGGGGAGGAUCUUUGGAACGAGGAAGAAAACAGAGAGCUCUUUGGUACAGACGAGGAAUCGGAUCUUUGGGAUGAGAAAGCCAAUAAUGAGCUCUUUGAUAUGACUUAG
Molecule: messenger RNA, 963 nt
Organism: Aspergillus sclerotioniger CBS 115572
Lineage: Eukaryota; Fungi; Ascomycota; Eurotiomycetes; Eurotiales; Aspergillaceae
Exons: 2
Coding region: 1-963 (320 amino acids)
Source: RefSeq, a predicted model, not a curated record